This is a messenger RNA of Danio aesculapii, 4115 nucleotides long. Its product is annotated as sushi, nidogen and EGF-like domain-containing protein 1. Lineage: Eukaryota; Metazoa; Chordata; Actinopteri; Cypriniformes; Danionidae. Gene Ontology annotation, biological process: cell-matrix adhesion. The record is from RefSeq and is a predicted model, not a curated record. The transcript is spliced from 11 exons. Bases 135 to 1076 code for a protein of 313 amino acids.
AAUACAGGGCUGGGACACAUAACAUAAGGUCAUUGCACAGUUCCUUCACUAUCAUAGAGCAUACAUCAGGUACGUGAACCAGCCAGAAGAAGCUGAGAAGGACUCCUCUAUUUUUCUUCAUCUCUGACUUCAUCAUGAGACGUUUAUACCAUCUUUUGGUGUUCAUGUCAGUCCUGUCACUCUCCAGGACACAAAUAGCAGUAACAGAGUUUUUCACAACUGUCGUAGGAACGACUACAGAAGCAACAACGGUCUUACCAGGAUCAUUCUACUCAUUUGGAUCAGCAGCAGGAGACCUAUUCAAUCCUGCUGUUGAUGAUGGAAGCUCCUCUGUUAUUCCACUGUUGAGUCCAUUUCAGUACUUUGGUCUCACAUACCAGCAGAUUUAUGUUAAUAAUAAUGGAUUCCUCACAUUCAACCAGCCUUCUUCACAGAACGCUCCCGACUCAUUUCCAGCUAAUGGAAGUCAAGAUAUAAUUGCUGGACUCUGGACCAACAUUGACAACAGUGCAACAGGAGUCGUCUCUUAUAAUCAGUACACCAGUGGAAGUGUUCUCACUCGCGCCACUCAGGAUAUAAACCAUUUUUUCUCAAAUCUGACCUUCACUGCUUCUUGGGCCUUUGUUGCGACGUGGGAUAAAGUCGCUUAUUUUAACAUGAACACAGAAACCUCGUUUCAAGUGGUUUUAAUUUCAGGCAGUGGGUAUUCUUUUAUUCUGAUGAAUUAUGGUGAUGUUGCUGCAACAGGAUAUCCUGUACAGGCUGGUUUUGAUACAGCCUAUUCCACAGACUACUUUGUGAUUUCUGGAUCAAACAGCGGGAGCUCCAUCUCAGACCUCAAGACCUCCAGUAAUGUCAAUGAUCCAGGCAGAUGGGUCUUCAGGGUGGACACUGGAUCAAACACAAAUAAAAACAACAUUGUUGGACUUCAAGGGAAGCUUGCCUCAUUCUUGGACCUUACAGAUUCAGGAAGCAUGCAGAUUGUUUUGCAGCAGAUCCAACAGGAACUGGUGAAAAAAGGACUGCCAAGCGACAUAAAGCUGAACAUAAAAAAAGUAGAAAAGAUGCUGCCGUAAUAUAAGUCUCUUUCAGCUUUAUAAGUCUCUUCUGGCCGUAAUACAAGUCUCUUUCAGCUGUAAUAUAAGUCUCUUUCGGCCGUAAUACAAGUCUCUUUCAGCUGUAAUAUAAGUCUCUUUCAGCCAUAAUAAGUCUCUUUCAGCUGUAAUAUAAGUCUCUUUCAGCUGUAAUAUAAGUCUCUUUCGGCCGUAAUACAAGUCUCUUUCGGCUGUAAUACAAGUCUCCUUCAGCUGUAAUAUAAGUCUCUUUCGGCCGUUAUACAAGUCUCCUUCAGCUGUAAUAUAAGUCUCUUUCGGCCGUAAUACAAGUCUCCUUCAGCUGUAAUAUAAGUCUCUUUCAGCCGUAAUACAAGUCUCUUUCGGCCGUAAUACAAGUCUCUUUCAGCCAUAAUAUAAGUCUCUUUCGGCCGUAAUAUAAGUCUCUUUCGGCCGUAAUACAAGUCUCUUUCAGCUGUAAUAUAAGUCUCUUUCGGCCAUAAUAUAAGUCUCUUUCAGCUGUAAUAUAAGUCUCUUUCAGCCAUAAUAUAAGUCUCUUUCGGCCGUAAUACAAGUCUCCUUCAGCUGUUAUAUAAGUCUCUUUCAGCCGUAAUACAAGUCUCUUUCGGCCGUAAUACAAGUCUCUUUCAGCCAUAAUAUAAGUCUCUUUCGGCCGUAAUAUAAGUCUCUUUCGGCCGUAAUACAAGUCUCUUUCAGCUGUGAUAUAAGUCUCUUUCGGCCAUAAUAUAAGUCUCUUUCGGCCGUAAUAUAAGUCUCUUUCAGCUGUAAUAUAAGUCUCUUUCAGCCAUAAUAUAAGUCUCUUUCGGCCGUAAUAUAAGUCUCUUUCGGCCGUAAUAUAAGUCUCUUUCGGCCGUAAUAUAAGUCUCUUUCGGCUGUAAUACAAGUCUCUUUCAGCUGUAAUAUAAGUCUCUUUCGGCUGUAAUACAAGUCUCUUUCAGCUGUAAUAUAAGUCUCUUUCGGCCGUAAUACAAGUCUCUUUCAGCUGUAAUAUAAGUCUCUUUCAGCUGUAACAUGUCUCUUUCGGCCGUAAUACAAGUCUCUUUCAGCUGUAAUAUAAGUCUCUUUCAGCCGUAAUACAAGUCUCUUUCAGCUGUAAUAUGUCUCUUUCAGCUGUAAUAUAAGUCUCUUUCAGCCGUAAUAUAAGUCUCUUUCAGGAAUAUGAACACAGUUGUACAUCAGAAAUCUAAUUGAUAUUAUGAAUCAAGUCUGUUAAUGUUAUUCAACCUUCAAAUGGGAGAUAAAUAACCAUAAUAGUGACCUUACAGUAGCUUUGUGUGAUCAACUGAAUGAAAUAAAUUAAAGUAAGAUUGACUAAUAUCCACCAUGGGUUUCUCAGUACACUCAUUAGAGUUCAUUGUUGUUUUUAGUUAUAAUUAGGCCCGCACGGAAUCUGCGAGCGCAGAAUUCCGCAGAUUUUUAGCCCAUCAUUAAUUUACUUGAGUAAAUGUGUGUAAAUCUAUAUUUAUUCAGUUUUUAAAUGAAUUACAGUAAUAUUAUUGACUAAUAUGAAAAUGUUCAUCUGAUUUAUGUACAAUGCAGUUUGUAAAGGAAUAUUUUUCUGUCUUUUAGUAGAGAUAUUAUAUGAGAGACUUGCUUUGUUUACCAAAUGAAGUGAAUUUAAUUGGAUUUGCAUUUUAAGCAAUAAAUAAAAGUUAAAAAGAUAUUAUUUUUUAUUUCUCAUAUUAAAGGUUUUAGUUAUGAUACUCUCAAAAUAAUUCCGCAGAAAUCCACAGAUUUUUACCAAAAUUCUCAGCAGAAAUCGAGAAUCGAAAUCGUUUGGUUGAGAUGUAUGGUUGAUGUUAAAAUAAGCCCUCCGCUGAGUUUUCUUUUUCUUUUUCAAGCAUUUCCCAUUUGAUGUUUAGCAAGGAUAUUUUCACAGUAUUAUAUAUAUAUAUAUUUUUUUUUUUCUUCUGGAAAAAGUUCUUUGUUUUUUUUCGGCUAGAAUUAAAGCAGUUUUUAUUUAUUUUAAACAAUUUUAAGGUCAAUAUUAUUAGCCCCCUUAAGCAAUAUCAUUUUUGAUUGUCUACAGAACAAACCACUGUUAUACAAUGACUUGCCUAACUACUCUAACUUGCCUAGUUAGGCCUUUAAAUGUUUUUAGGCUGAAUACUAGUAUCUUGAAGAAUAUCUAGUCAAAUAUUAUGUGCUGUCAUCAUGGCAAAGAUAAAAAAAAUCAGCUAUUAGAAAUGAGCUAUUAAAACUAAUAUGUUUAGAAAUGCAUGUUAAACAGAAAUUGGGGUAAAAAAAAUAUACAGCAGGGUUAAAAAUCUGACUUCAACUAUAUAUUUGAGUGUGUGCUGACAUGAAAGACUGCUGAUGAUGUGCCUAAACCUGACUCACCAGAGCGCUCCCCUUUGCAUCUUGCACAUGCAUCACACCGGUAAACUUACAUCAGUUUAUUGUAAACAUAUGAUCCAUAAUUAUUUCAACAAUUGUCACUAAGAAGGAACACUGAAACAUGAUCUGAUUAAUAACAUGCAGCAGCUUAAUGUGUCUGGAAAAGGAUUCACAGACAUUUAUUUUCAUAAACAGAGCACAUGUAUCAUCUGCAUUUGAUUGGCUGCACGUUUUGAACGUGCACAUGCUCAUUUUGGCAAUUGUCUUUCUGUGUUCUCACAGAGCAGCAUUCCUGGGAAAUUGCCACUUGUGUUUCCGGAAAAUUGCUGAAAAGUAUUUUCGAAAAGGGCCUGUUCACACGUCACAUGUUGCUGAAAAAAUGCUGAUAAUUUUUCAAAAAAAGUCUGUAUGUGUGAAGCGAGGAAAUGACUAUCAAAGUGUUUCUGCAGACUAUUUUUAUGAAGUGUUAUUAUUAGACAAUAGCAUGAAUUAUUUUUAACCAUUAGAAGCUGGUUAUAUUCACACAUUGAGUUUGCAUACUGUAUAAAACUGUAUUCAAAUAUAAAUAUAACCCUAUACAACCCUAUAAAGGAGAUUUUUGCAUAAUCCCCUUUAAAAUAAGAGUGAAGGUCAAGUUCUUAAGGCAUUGUGCUUGUAUGUUUUUCUUUCAGUUAUGAGAUCCAAAAUAAAAGUGAGUCAAGUCAA